Mytilus californianus (California mussel) is the source of this 5499-nucleotide messenger RNA. RefSeq lists its product as uncharacterized. NCBI's taxonomy places the organism in Eukaryota, Metazoa, Mollusca, Bivalvia, Mytilida, Mytilidae. Bases 276 to 5441 code for a protein of 1721 amino acids. The record is from RefSeq and is a predicted model, not a curated record. The transcript is spliced from 6 exons.
UUUAAACUUCCUUUUCCGUAAUUGUUGACAUUUAAAUUAGCAAAAAUGCUCUCUACAUUUACGAAAUGUUUACUCUUUUUAUACACAUAGACUAACAGAAAAAAAACGAUGACACCAUCUACCAAAAUAGGUGAGCAGAAUUUAUAGCUUUUAAAAAAAAAUCUAGUCUAAGUGCGGACUUUCGGUUUCAAGCAAUUGGAUAUUCCAAUGAAUAUGUGAAUUACAUUUUCAUCCUUCAGGAAGACUUUGCAGACCUGUAAUAAAGAACAACAAUAAUGGAUACCUCAGGGGGAAAUAGUCCAAUUGAUAAAAAGAAAAAAGUUCAGUAUGUUAACGAUUUCCACACGGGGAAGACAAAAGUGAUAGAGAAGAACGUAAACCUUGCUAGAUCCCUAAACAGUUAUUUUGACAACAACACGUGUUCAUCGCUGGUAUCAACUUCCUCAAAGGAAGAUGACGAUAAAGGAAGAAGUAAUGAAUCUCUGGAUGAAACUAGUCGUCCCAUAUUGAAUGAUUCACAAUCACCUGAAAGAUAUACAGAUGGUGAAAAUCUCGCCCUAGCUAGUCAUGAAAACGAACUGCUCAACAAUAGUCCUGACAUGCAUAGCAAAUACAACGACAAACUUAAUCAUCUUCAAGAGGUAGACUUAAAAUCUAUUUCAAAAGAACACAAUCUAGGAGCUAAUUCAAAAAUACACAGCAGAGAAAACACAGAUGGGUAUUGUGACAUUCUUUGGAAGGAUAGCAACGAAAUAAAUUCUUCAACUAAUCAUGAUAACACUACAACAGGACAGUCUGUUAUCGAACUCUCAAAACUUACAGGUCAAGAACAUGAAAUUAUAAAAACAUCUUAUCCUCUAUCAAACCAGGUUUCCGAUCAAAACACUGUAGAAAUAUUUGACAUCAUAGAGACAGAAGAUAUAUUAGUAAAUAUGAAUGAGGGAGACGAACACAGAAUUUAUAGUACUGACAACUCCGACUUUCGGAGCCAAACAAUGGAUGUAUUAGCACCAUCUGCUGAGAAUAGUAAAUUUAACAGUGAAAACUCAAUAUCUACCAAUAUUACCACUGAGUUGCCAUUGUGUAACAAAAUAAUUGAUGAAAAUAAAAUUCGUUACCUUACAACGGAACAAACUGCGAAAGACAUGAUGAAUUUUCCAAGUAGGGACUCGGUAUUUCCGCGGCCAAAGGAUCAUGUAGAACAUUCACUAAGCAGAUAUCAAAACAAUGAAGUUAGACCAAAACAACUAAAAAUUUCAGACGAAAUCGAAACUGAGGUGAAACUGAGCAAUGUAAAUGUUUCCUAUGAAAUACCAGAGAAAAAAACAAAUUCCAUGAAAAGUGAAGAUGAAAAUUCUUCCACUAGAAGCAUUGAGAGUGACAAUUCCAAUGGAAAACGGACAAACGAAGGCAUCGGAGGUGAACUUAGUAACGGGCUAGUUGUUGCAACCAAAAAUGAGAUAAACGGGGGAAUGAAACAGGAUCACGAAGACAAAGAAGAAAUAUGUGGACAGCCUAAAAACCUAACAUUAAAUAAAGAUAUGAACUCAAUGAAUAGGAAUCUUAGCGUUCAAAGGCAAUCGUUGGGAAGUCAGACUAUGAAAGACUGUGGUACACAAACUGAUUUUGUGUAUUCAUCAUUUAAUGAAACAUAUAAUAUUUUAUGUGAGAAAUGUGGGAAUACAAUAGAUAUGAAAGAAAUCUUACUACAUCUUCUAAAAUACCCAUUGACAUUAAAAAAUGGUCAUCUUUGUAAUGAAUCCGAAGAGGCAACUUUUGUUGAUGAAAAUCACGAGAGGGCGGUGGCAAAAGAAGAAAAUAUGCCAACAUUGCAAAUAAGAAAUACGAGUAUGGACAAUAACACAACUUCUCGCCAGGGAAAAACUUGUUUGGAUAAAAAUACACAUGACUAUAAUGAGACGAGUUUCAAUCUGUCCGGAAUGCCGUGCCAGAAAAUAUAUGUAGGAACUGGACAAACAGCCACGAGACCACCUAUUGAACAUAGUGAAAACCAAGAAUUAAUCUUGAAAAAAAGUUUUUCACCCCAAAUUACAAACAAAGCAUCAGAAAAAAUAGUUGAAGAUAAAACAAUACUAGAAAAACAUCCUUUAAAUGACAGAGAACAUUCAAGCUUUUACGCCGGUCUUAAAGUACAACGAGCCGGAGAAGAGUUUCAAGAAGCUGUUGAAGGAUUUCAAGAUGUUUACACGUCAUUUCCUCCUGCGAUUAAGGAGGAAGAAGGAUACAUACAGGACCAAGAUCUAUCAUCAAGGCAUGAGUUGUAUUCACCUGGUAUAGAGGUGGGAAAAUCAGUUAUAGAACUUGUAGCAGAAGCUAACAAGCCAUACGACGACACUGAGGACGACAGCGAGGAGUAUGAAAGCAAUGAUACACAAAACCCAAGCAAGAUGCUUCCGCCGAGACAAAAAGAAGAAGAACAUACAUAUAACAACAACAAUCAAGUUCUUAAAGGGUCAUUUCAGACUGUUCAUCAAACGAAGUCAUAUUAUAACCCAUUAUAUAUUCAAAAUCACACUAACAAGAAAGGACAGUCGUAUAAUAAAAUAUCAUGUUCAAAAAUGAAACCAGGAAACAAAGCGAAAUAUAAAUGUAGACAUAAAAGAGACAUGAUGGACAAACUUUCUAGCUUUGCAUACGACAAUUCCUUGAAUAUCCAUAAUGUCAGUGCAGAUGGAAACUGUAUGUUCAGUGCAGUUGUUGACCAGCUGUGGAUAAAUGGAAACUUUAGAUUUACACAAGAUUCUCUCCGAAAAGAAGCUGUUGAGUUUCUAAGGAAGAACCCAACCCAUAGAGACGGAACCCAUCUUGAAUUGUUUUUGGCAACUGAAUCAUGGGAAGAAUAUUUACGAAGAAUGGAAAGAAAAGGAGAGUGGGGUGACCAUAUGAUUUUGCAAGGUGUUUCAGAAGUCACAAACUGUAGAAUUAUAGUCAUAAAUUCAGAUAUUGUGAAAACAGAACUUAACCCUUGGCAUUCUACCUUCGACGAAGCACAGAUGGAUAUAGUGUUGCUAGGGCACAUGGGAGAAUAUCACUAUGUUAGUCUAAGACCGAGUAAUUAUCAGGAAGCAUGGGCAAUACGGGCUAAGAUUAAAUUUCUAAACGAGAUAGAAGGUCCAACAAAGGGACAGCAAUCAUAUGAAGAGGGUUACCCUAGUCUUUUCGAUAUAACACCAGCAGACACUGACCCGUUGGAUGAAAAAGAGAAGACUGACCAUCCAGAUGAUAGCAACGAACUUCAAAAGCAGCCUACCGAUGAGGACACUGGAAAUGGAUACAAACUUCCCAAAGAAAGUGAAAUUGACGACCAGCCCACUAGUACUAAUGAAACAACAGUUAACAAAGUCAACAACACUGCAAACAAUGUCUUUGAUAACGAAGUUGAUUUAUCCUUCAUUGUUUUCCAGAAUACAGACCUAAUACAAAGAGGACAAAGUUUUAAAGCAACAGAAGCAUUGUUUGAUAAAGAUGAGGACCUCAAAAGACUGGUCAUGGAAACUGAUUAUAUCGAUCCGCUGAGUGCUAUCCCAAUUCAACAUCUAUCUUUCUAUUUAAGACAACUGAUUGAACCAGCAGACAUUUAUAUCGACAGUGCAGUUUCUACCGUCAAUUGUAAAGUAAAAUCUUCUGCAAGGAAAUUGAAUAUCGAUGUCGUAGUGUACGGAUCAGUGGGCGAGGGACUGGUAGUUUAUCCAGAUACUUGGCAUUGUUGUCAUUCUAUAUUAAAGCCUCAAGUAUUGUUUUACAUGUCAAACGUUGUCAAUAUAGUUUAUGAAAAAGAAAAUGGUACAGGUCCACAUUCGCUUCUAGUCAACACAGACGCCUGUUCUCCUGGAUUUGUAAGACUUGCAAUUCCAUAUCCAGAAUACUUUGAGAAAAGUAUAACUGUUAAAAUUGAUGAAACCGUCUUCUUGGAUGCUUUAACUUUAGAGUUCACACUACCAAUCGGUUGCCAGCGUAUCCAACCGAGGCUAAAGCAAGGUAUCGAGUGUCAGCAGUGGCCAGAAUCGCUGACAUCAGAAUGGCACACGAGGAAACGACCAAGUGGAUUUCCUGACACUGAAAUGCUGAAGGAACUCUCCAGUAGGGCAUGUUUUGUUCGCAAGUGCAGACAUCACUGUAGCCUCAACCCUGACAUUGAAUGGCAGUUCGUAUUUCCAACUGUUGAAACGGAUCUUCUCCAAGAUAUGAUGAAUGACCAUAUGAAAUAUAUCAUGAGACUGUUUAAAAUGAUAGUAGAAUUUCAGACUGAGUACGCCCAAAGAAGACUGAAAACAAAUCACCUCAAGACUGUCAUGUUAUACACUUGUGAAAAUCUUCCAAUUUCCGUCUGGUCAAACAAUGUCGGUGGCGCAAUUUUAUAUUUGGUAGCAUCACUAAUGGCAUAUCUACAUCGUCGACAUCUGCCACACUAUGUAAUGGAGUCUGUAAAUUUGAUAGACAAUUAUUCAGAUUUGGAAAUAGAUGAUCUGCUCAGAUGCUUGGAACAAAUCCGUCUAUUUCCGUUCAUGUCAUUCAAUAUUUUUGCAGAAGAUAGCAAACUACCAAACCAAUGGAUAAUCGACCCAAUUGUCAAUGAUCUACAUCGAUUCAGAAAUGAUAAAGAUCAUUUAAAAUCAGCUGAGGAAGCUUUCUGUCCAACUCUUAUAGAACUCUCGAAACGAUUAGUUAUGUAUGGAGUUCAAUAUUUCUGGAAAGGUUUUAAACUGACACAGAGAGCAUACGAUAGACUUCAUGAACUUGAAAAAGAAAGGAAGAUAGAAAAUCCACAAACUUUUGAACAGUUUAUGGAACCUUUUGUUUAUGCUGUUGAAGACCCAAUAAAUCGUUAUUUUUUCACCGAUUUUGUAGACCGCAAAUUAGGAACAAGUAUGCUUCAUAAGAUGGUGGCUUCCGAUCACGUUCGCUCUAUGGACACAAUUGUAGAAAAAGAAGUUGGUGGACAUUAUAACGAAUUUCCCAUUCCAGACGGGAGCAAACUUGAUGAUGUUGAAUAUAUGGAAAGUUUUGCCAAGUAUUUGAUGACAUUGGGCAGUAAAGAAUCAGGUGCUCAUUUUCUAAGAUGUGGUAUUACGAUUGCAAGGAGUAGUCUUACAUCAGAAACGAUUGACACAAGUGAAAUAACAGAAGAAGAAAUCAAAACACAAAUUACCGAAAAAAACUUGCGAACUGUGGAUAAUCUUAACAUUGCACUGCAUAGGUUGUAUAAUAAUCUUAUUGAGUGUUACAACGAAAUGGAUCAAACAAUCAUGUUUCAAGAGUUCAUUCAUGAUUAUGAAGAUUUAGUGGAAACAUUGGCAGUUCCCUGUUACUAUAAUAAACUUGCAACAACCUGGGAAGAUCUUGGAAACAACGAAAAAGCUGAUCUCUAUCGUAGUCGAUUCGAAGAAUAUAGACAACGUAUGCAAAGUACGCGUGUCUAGUUGUACAUAUUUAAAGAAAAAAAGUUUUAUGCACAUUAAAAUUGGCACUCAUAAGAAA